This is a messenger RNA of Trematosphaeria pertusa, 1483 nucleotides long. RefSeq lists its product as uncharacterized. The record is from RefSeq and is a predicted model, not a curated record. The coding region runs from base 296 to 1381 and encodes 361 amino acids. The transcript is spliced from 2 exons. Lineage: Eukaryota; Fungi; Ascomycota; Dothideomycetes; Pleosporales; Trematosphaeriaceae.
GUGUCUUUUAAGGUCAUAUAACCAGCUAACGCUCAAGGGUGGCGAGGGGGAAAACUUUGCCCUGCAACCACGGUAGCUACCAAGGCGCCGAGUCGGCUGGUCUAUGCAUUCCGCCACCCGCAUUGUUGCAGCACAUCACCUUUGUCGAGUAUGCUGCUAUCUACGUAUAUAAUCGCUUCAAAACCUCUCAAUAUCAGCAAACAAACUUUCCAGCAACUCGGUCGAGCUAGUUGAGACCAAUCUGUGGGCCUAAACCAAUUUGCGAAACCUGAAGUAACGACGCACAAUAUCCACAAUGGCCAAGCGUCACACAAUGUCCAGGCAGGACGAGGCCCACAUCAUCCACUACAUCAAACAAAUCUCCGCGAACUCAUGGCUCAUUGGAGACUGGAUCCUCACUCGGAGCUCGCCGCCUCUGCCCUCGACCUCGGAGUACCCGAGCUGGAUUGACGAGGCUGAUAAUGCAUCCUAUGCCUUCACCUCCUGCUCGGCACCCCGUUCUCCUCCACCCACGACCACACUCGACACCGCCCACAUCAAGCUUAUCUACGACUGCUCUAACUUCUCUGCAGUCUUCUCCAUCGGCACUAAAGUCAUGUGCAAGAUCAGCGUUUUCAAUCCCUCGUCCUCCGACGCCUCCGCGGACAUAACCCACGAAGCGGACACGCUGUCGUACGUCUGCUCUAAACAGCCCAACUCGUUUACAACACCCCGCGUCAUCCACUCCUUUAACACCGCCGAGAACUAUGCCGUGCUUAUUAUGACUCGCGUGGCUGGGCGCACGCUUGCUUCCAUGUGGAAGGAGAUGAGCGAGGGUGCGCGUGAGGCCUGCGCUAAAGCUGUUGUGGCCGCAAUUGAGGAGAUGAUGGGGUGGGAGUCAGAUUUCCUGGGGGGCGUGAACGGAAAAGGAAUUCAGGAACCCUUUCUUGUGCGCGGGUCAUCACUCGGGCGGGACGACUCUAUGUACAAUCCACUCGCCAUGCAUAAGUUUUGCGAGCAGGUCGGCAUGGGAAUGCAGCCGCCAUUCGUCUUCUACCAUGCCGAUCUCGGACCGACUAACGUUCUCGUUCUCGACGGUACCGAUACCGCGUCCACCCCCAGCUCUUCCACGGAUAGCUCUUCCACAAACACAUUUAACUCGCCUAAGGCCGCGAUUGGUAUCAUCGACUUUGAAGUUGCCGGCUUCCUCCCUAAAGACUGGAUCAUGACCAAGUUCUGCGUGACCGGCGGUAUGGAUCUGUCGUUCGAGGAUGAUGAUAAGGUGGAGGGUCAGGAUCCAGUCUGGUGGCGCAUGAAGGUUGCGACUGGGGUUAGGGAUAAGCUAGGCCUCAGGCAAGUAGCGCACGAGUGGGCCAAGUGGAAGUGGAUGGCCGAGGAGUAGUAAGGAAGAGUUAGGCGCCCAUCCCUUGGGAGAUAGGCUUAGGAGAGGAUCUAUCAUGUGCUAUCUACCUCUGCGCGCUGAAAUAUGCUAUCUAAACUCGAA